GCUGAUACAGGUUUACAAAUAGCAUAUUUUAUAUAGGGAAGUUAUAAACAUCGUGUCACGACAGACCAAAAAUGUGUUUUGAUAAAUUCGAUGCUUUACAAUAUGACAGAAAGGUGCCUUCAAUUUAGUCAUCUAUGAUUUUAAAACAAUCCGUUUGAAUCUGGAAUUUAAGUUAAUAUUACGCAAUAUUACAUACAGUCUAUACAUCUAAUAUUUGGAAUUAUUUAAGAUGGGAAAUUAUUCAAUAUGCUUCAAGAUUGGAUAUUUUAGAUACGUGACUCAGAAUAUUCGACCAAUGCAGUGCAUUUUAUAGGAUAAUUUCGUAACAACAAAAUAACGAUUGCUAUUUAACCAGUAUUUGGUGUGUGUAGGACUCAGGAUUUGUGCUUUAUAUACAUGUACAUACAGUACAAAUGGAAAACGGCGAAGGUCUUCAGCAUUUGUUGUCAGAGACAUUCGCGGAGUUGUCAGGGAAAUUUAAAGAGUUUAAUGACACAGUGGCUGAAACACAUACAGACGAAGCAAGUGUUAAGAAAAUGCUUGAAUCAGCAUUCGUCUGCUGGGAAGGAAUCACCGGAAUUAUGGAACGGUUUAAAACAGACUUAAGAAAGAGAAAUUUGAUAAAGGAAACUUUAAUGGUACCUCAAAGCCUGCACUUAAAGACUGAAAGUUGGAAACGUGACAGCGGUAUUGACACAGUCUCCUCAAGUGGAUCGCCGUUUGUUUCUACAAAUAGACUUUCUGCAUGUGAUGAUGAUAAUGGCUCACCAGAAAGCGCUGUUAAAUUUAAUCUUAAAUCAACAAACACUUCAUACAGUGAUUUUACAGAAGAUAUAAUUGAGGAGCAACCCGAAUAUUACCAAUCAGAAAUAAGUACUGUUUACAUACAUAUAAUGCCCACCGACCAAACCACGGACGUGUCGGAUUUACGCGAGAGAAUACGGGAUCUGUCACGGGCGACGUUAAAAUCGGACAAUGUUGAACUUCACCUGGUACCGUCUGAUUCUUUUAUUGGAAUACCUGCGUCACGCCAAUCAUCUGUGUCUACCGGAUGCUCUUGUUCCUCUAGACCAUCACGGCAGACGUCUACGUCAUCAGAAGCUCUGAAUUUUGCACGAGGGCGUUUGCCUUCGUCGAAUGAUUCGUUAACCUCCGCCUUGUUGAACUUGUCGUCGAAGAUUCCCGAAGAACAUACGGACUCUUCAGAUGAUCAAAGUUCAAGAUUUGUCUCGAGCUCUGACAGUGAACUAAGCGUAUUGCGAGGCCGGGUACAAAUUACCACAGGAACGCAAACUGAUUUGGAAAACUAUAUAAACGGUAGCGUCAUAAUGGCGCAGUGUUCUGCUCAAACGCAGACCGAAUAACAUUUUCAUAGAAAUGCGUUUUUGACAUUUCGUGAAUAAAUUAUCUUUUCGCAAAACGUUCCUUUUGAGAAAUGGGAAAUGAAUAAAUGCUCACCAUGGAGUAUAUUUAUAUAAAGCUAUAGUUGAAUCAUUGUGAUUAACAUUUAGCUUUUUUUUCAUUUAUACAGAUUUAAAUGCAAAAUGGCUUCUCCGGCUUUUAUAAAAUAAGAAUGUGUGUUUUAAUGAUUUAUUGAUUCUUAGUGUACUCUACAAUCAUUUUGAAUAUCUGUCAUAUUUGAUCUACAUUUGGGAAGCAAAAUAAUGUACCUUAAUACUUCCUGUUAGAGAAACUAAUUUAUUUUGAUACAUGUAUAUCUUUUUUAUUUCAUUUAACCUGUAUUCACGCAGAGUUAUUGUGAUUAACUUAUCUUGUUUGGAAUUUGGACCCGUCUAUUGUCGUUUUCAGGAACUAUCCAAUACCAAGAUAUUAACAUUCUAAAGUCUUGCAGACUAGUAUUUAAAAAUAUUUUUUAUUCAGUAUCCAAUCUUUUCAUUCGGGCAGACGACAUGUUAAUCCAUAAAAUCUGGGCAGCUGACAUUAAAAUUGAAAUCGGGCAGACGAUAUAAAUAAUGUAAUCGAGCAGUCAAAAUUACAUGUAUUAAAACUGAAUAUCGUGCAGCCAUCAAUAUUUAAACUGUCCGCCGACAUUAUUAAGAAUACUGAAAUCGAGCAGACGACAUUAAUGCUGAAACCGUGCAGUCGGCAUUAAUACUGACAUCGGACAGACGACAUUAAUACUAAAAUAGACAGACACCAUAUAUAUUGAAAUCGAGCAACAACAUUAAUACUGAAAUCGAGCAGACGAUAUUAAUACUGAAAUCGAGGUGACGACAUAAAUACUGAAACCGUGCAGUCGGCAUUAACACUAAAAUCGGCCAGACGGCAUUAAUGCUGAUAUCGGGCAGACGACAUUAAUACUAAAAUAGACAGACACCAUUUAUACUGAAAUCGAUUAUAACAUAAAUACUGAAAUCGAGCAGACACCACUUAUACUGAAAUCGAGCAGACACCACUUAUACUAGAAUCGAGCAGACGACAACUACCGCUGAAAUCGAGCAGAUGACAUUAAUGCUGAAAUCGAUUAGACGACAUUAAUACUGAAAUCGAGAAGACGAUAUUAACGCUAAAAUCGGUUAAACGACAUUAAAACUGAAAUCGAGCAGACGAUAUUAACGCUAAAAUCGGUUAAACGACAUUAAAACUGAAAUCGAGCAGAUGAUAUUAACGCUGAAAUCGAGCAGACUACAUUUAAACUGAAAUCGAACAGACGACAUUGAUACUAAAAUCGAGCAGACGAUAUUAAUACUGAAAUAAUGCAGCCGAUAUUAAUACUAAAAUCGAGCAGCUGAUAUUGAUACUGAAAUUGAGCAGACAACUGGACAAUAAUAAAAUGUUGUCAUGAUAGAUUGUUUUAUACUGGUUGCAAGAACCUUUAUUUCCCACGUUUUGCUUAAAUAAAUAAGGUUUCAUUUUCCCAUGUCAGUAAACCCUUAUUUAUACUCGAAAUUCGAUGAUUUUUUGAUUUAUGUUCAUAUUUAACAUUUAAAAAGGAAUGCGUUUUUGUACGAACAUUCUUCAUGCUAAAUAACUAUUAUAUAUACACGUUGUUUUUGUGUUUAAACACAAGUAAAUAUAUACUUAUUCAUAGAAUUUCACGACUCACUUCCUCUUUAAAUAAAGCAUGCACUAAAAAGGUGUUUAUCUAUUUAAUCUUUAUAUCUUUUCACCAGUAUUUCAAAAUUUUUAUGGCGUCUUAACCUCAAUACAGUAAAUGUAUGGUAGCUGAUAAACGCCAUCUCGUAAUUUAACUUAUUCGAUGCAAAAUCCGAGAAAAAACCAUCAGAAAUACGAAGGGUAGACAAAUUACAGACUUUUUGUUUUGCCUUAAAUGAAAAAAAAAGAAAUAAAUAAAUGAAAAAUCAUUUCGUGUUCACAUUUUAAAAGAUAUGUCAUGGCCUCAAUCAGCCACCAUGGAAUAGGGAAAAAAACAUGAGGUAUUGUGUUGCUUUCUUUGCGUGUCAAGGAAUCCAUAUUAGUAAUGAUGCAUUUUUGUGACGACUCUACGAAGUAGUGGUGACAUACAGUGGUCACCUCUCCGUCGUCUGCCUGUCUGACCGUCACAAAACUUGUCCGGACUACUAAUGGCAGGAUCGGUAGGUCAAAUUCUUGUGCAUAUUACACAGGUUUUUAAGUUGAAUGAUUUUUUUUGCCGAGGUAUGGCUAUCAUGAGGGACACUUGACAUCACUGAUGGCCCUUGUUAUAGAAUAUUUGUUUUACAAAAUGUUAUUCUUUCCAUGUAAAUACAAAACAAAGCGGUUUCAUAACCCGAUUGAUUUUAUUGUA
Messenger RNA from Ruditapes philippinarum (Manila clam), 3748 nucleotides. RefSeq lists its product as uncharacterized. The record is from RefSeq and is a predicted model, not a curated record. NCBI's taxonomy places the organism in Eukaryota, Metazoa, Mollusca, Bivalvia, Venerida, Veneridae. The coding region runs from base 414 to 1364 and encodes 316 amino acids. The transcript is spliced from 7 exons.